Molecule: messenger RNA, 1519 nt
Organism: Saccostrea cuccullata (small rock oyster)
Lineage: Eukaryota; Metazoa; Mollusca; Bivalvia; Ostreida; Ostreidae
Product: multiple epidermal growth factor-like domains protein 6
Exons: 7
Coding region: 11-1519 (502 amino acids)
Source: RefSeq, a predicted model, not a curated record
CUCUUUCAAAAUGGAUCUACUCUGGUGGAUUUGUUGGAUUCUUGUAUUUAAAUGUAAUCUUUGCUAUGAGAAUUUGAGUGUAAGAAAUGCUACUAUCGUUUCGCAGAGCUCUACAUACAAUUUUACGAAGAAUGGCCUGCAUGUGUAUCGAGUUGCAGAGAAAGCAAACGACGAGUUUAACGGAACAAAAGAAGCGGAUUGUGCUCAUACAUCUCCAGGACACGAAAAAGCAUGGUUUCAAGUCGAAUUGGACGCGCUCUAUAGCUUAAAAUGGAUCACAAUUACAUACCGAGAUGAAUGGCCAGAUACAUGGAGACCUUAUAGAUUCCGGAAUUUUUAUCUAGAUGUUGCAAACAUAUCUGCAGCAAACUCAUUACAUGGAACUACAGACAGAUAUCAAUGUCAUCAGGAUAAAACUCCAAGUAAUGAAAUACCUCCAACGGUCGUUGACAUUCCAUGCAAUCAGGUGGCAAAGUAUGUAAUCGUGGAAACCAUUUAUGAUUAUCCUAAUGAUACAGAAAUUGGAGCUAUUUUGGAAAUAUGUGAAAUUGAAGUUUACGGAUGUCCACUUCAUCAUUUUGGUCCUGAUUGUCGAUCAUGUGGGAACUGCAAAUUCUGCAAUAUUGAACUUGGAUGUUUUUGUCCAAAUGGAUAUUAUGGUUCACCUUCCUCCUGCAUUCAAUGCAGUAAAAAUUGCCUCGGCAACACAUGUAAUGGGAACGACGGUUCAUGUGACCAAGGAUGCAAAAAGGGGUUUUAUGGGAAAAUGUGUGGUAUAAAAUGCAAUACAAAUUGUCUUGAUGCAACUUGCCGUCAAAAUGGAAGCUGUAUCAGUGGAUGCAAAAAUGGUUUUUAUGGAACAUUUUGUAAUAUAUCGUGCAGUCCUCAUUGCGUUAAUAAACAGUGUCUUUACGGUACUGGAGAUUGUGAUGAUCAAGGGUGUGAAGUAGGGUAUUACGGAGAAAAAUGUAAUAGGACCUGCUUUAAUUGUUUUGGAAAGUCCUGUUCUCGUGAAGAUGGAGGCUGCAACGAUGGUUGUAUUGUUAAGUUCUAUGGCAAUGAUUGUACCCAACCUUGUCCUCCGAACUGUAAAAAUCACAUUUGUGAUAAAGACAGAGGGAUCUGCACAGAAGGAUGUCAGAGCGGGUAUUUUGGAAAUAAAUGUGAGAUGCCCUGCCUAAUAUCAGCUUACUGUUCAAGCAACACUUGUCAUCAACUGAACGGGACGUGUGAGAAGGAAUGUGUUGCUAGAUGGAAAGGGCCAUACUGUAAUGUCUCUGAGAAGUCAGAUGUUGACCCGUUAAAAGAAGAGGAUUCUACUACAAUUAUGAUUGGUGCAGGAGUUGGUAGUGUUGUGGUCGUUGCUCUUAUUGUAAUCAUCGUCGUAGUGAUGUUUAGGGUUCGACGAACUAAAGAAGAAAAUCAUCAUCAAAACGUUGCAUACAGACAAGGCAAUAAUGGUAUGACAAUUUUACUUCAGAUUUCUACAUAUAAAAAUGUAUAUGCAAUAUCAUAUUAG